AUGAGUAUGCGCGUCUCUUGGGCCAGGUGGUAUUGGAUAGUUAUCUUCACAACGUGCACCGCAAGGACAGCCAGUGAUUGGCUUGAUUGCGCCCACAUUGUGACCUGUCGUUGCAAGUGGUCAUCAGGAAAAAAGACGGCAACGUGUGCAUCUAGUGACUUACGACGCCCACCAUCUCUUUCUUCGGAUAUCCAAGUGCUGGAUUUACACGAUAACCCAUUAAGAAAUCUACCACAAGAAGUUUUUUCGAAUAUUGGGCUCCUUAAUUUACAAAGGAUAAAUUUACGAGCAACUAAACUUAGAUCUAUACAUGCAGAUGCUUUUUUAGAAUUAAGGAUAUUAAUAGAAGUUGAUUUAGCUGAUAACGACUUGGCGAUAUUGCCACGGAACAUAUUCAGAGGUAACGAGAGAUUACGUCAAGUGAUAUUAAGUAACAAUCCGCUAACAGUUUUAUUCACGGACCAGUUUCCACCUCUUCCCCAUUUGCGGAUGCUAAUGUUAGAUGGGUGCAGAAUAAGACAAAUUCAAAUCAACGCAUUGCGCAAUUUAAAAUCUUUAGAGACGAUAGACUUACGAAGAAACCAAUUAACAUUCCUACAACUGGCUACUUUCCAGCCUGUAUCUUUGCCAGCUUUAAAGACUAUGUUCUUAUCUGGCAACCCAUGGCGUUGUGAUUGCCGAUUGCGCGAAUUUAAGGAUUGGUUUUUGGACAGUACUUUAGGUACAGAAGAAUUAGUAUGUGUGGAACCUUCAUCUCAAUCUGGAAACAAAUGGAGAAACGUGCCUAGUGAUAUAAUGGCUUGCCCUCCUGAAAUCAAAUCAAGCACAUUGGUUGUUAGAGCAGAGGUAGGUCUAGCUGCUUCUUUUGGUUGUUGGGUCCAUGGAAUUCCAAAGCCUUCAGUGACUUGGCUUUUAGAUGGUGUGGAAAUUCAUAACAGUACUAUCGAUUGCGAUAUCGAAGAAACCGAUACCAUUAUCGAAAAUGAUGAGACCCAUGAUCGAGUUGCGGGUAGCGCUAGAUGGGUGAAUAUUACUUUAUUAAAUGUUACUUCAAAUGCAGCUGGAGAAUGGACGUGUAUUGCUAAUAGUGUAGCGGGAGAAGCCAGAGCAGUAAUUAGCCUUGUUUUGCCUCGAUCACAAACAGCUACAGCUCGAACUGCUCCAGGUAUACCGCAGUUGUUAGGAGUGGUUUUUGGAGCUUUAGGAGCUUUAGCUACAUUAGGAUUUAUAGCAGCUGUUGCCUGCUGGCACUUGAGAAAAAGAACAGUCCCGUCUAGUCGAAGUUUUAUGGAUCAAGAAAAGCGGUUAAUAGAUGCAUCUGUUGUAAUAAGUUGCGAUCGUUCCAUUGCUGAUAUGGCUUCACCGUGUGAUUUUGAACUUACUGAAAGAUCAUUGUCUGUUGAUGACCAUCCGAGAGGGUGUAGUUUUGAUCCUGUUCAUAUAACUAUUGAAGGCACACCAGGUGCAUUCCCACCUCCACCAGCUGAAUUUGCAGUUCCAGUUCCUUAUGGAAAUAUCUUUAUUUCUGUUCAAGUAUCCGGAAGGAGUGAACCAGCAAAAUAUCCCGAUUUACUAAGCGGUGGUACUACGCUACCUCGAAGAAGUAGAACAUGCUGUACGGCACCUGCAUACGACAACAUGGGUCCGAGAGUUACAGCAACAGGAAGUUCGACUUGGUCUUUACCUGGAGCUUCAACAGAAACAGCUGAACAAUCAGAAACCCCAGUCCUGACGCUACCUCCACCACCACCAGAAUUUGUUUCGCUUUAG
Danaus chrysippus (African queen) is the source of this 1770-nucleotide messenger RNA. The record is from the annotation of a GenBank genome assembly. Lineage: Eukaryota; Metazoa; Arthropoda; Insecta; Lepidoptera; Nymphalidae.